AUGGAGGGCAUCGGUUUCCAGGGCGGCUUCCAGCAGCCUAUGCAGCGGCGCCUCAGCCGUCUGUAUAACGACACAAAAAAGUCCUCUGACUUCGUCAAGGAGCCCAUCCAGCAUGCCGAGGACCCCGAGGUCAAGAUCCUCUUCCGCAGGCUGCGCAUCCAAAAAGACCGCUUCGUGAGCUGGGGCUUGGAAUGGUCAGAUCCGAACCAGUCUUCCGAGAUCGACACCUCGCUUUCAAAGGCUGGCAUCAGCGAAAUCGUCCACAGCGUCAUGUCCACUGUCGGCGAGAGCUUGGCCGAGCUGGAUGCUUUGUGGAAGGCCUACAACAAGCAGACAGGCGGUGCUUCUGAAAAGUCAAGGGGUGAUUUCAAGACCCCCUUUGUAGUCUGGGACAAGGCUCGCUUUGCCGAGGCCAUCACAGAACUCACUCAGUCCAUCGACACUCUGUGCGAUCUUUCUAGAACCCGCGCCUCUGCGGUAAUGACUUCCGGCUCUCGCUCAAGGCUCCAACGGCCCCUGGCGGCCAUCGACGAGAACAAGCAAUUCGAGUCGACACGCAUCCAGACACCGCAGCAGAUUGACCCUUCGACAUUGCAGGACAUCCGCUCUUCACAGGCUGAGCCUAUGACCGAGUCUAGAGCAAAUCAGCCACCGCGAGAUAUCGUCUUCAUGACCAAGCAAGCCUGGUCAGAUCUGGCCCAGCACAUUGGCCGUCAACCAUUCGCGCCGUUACUACUAGAGUACGCCGCUUUCGACUCCAUCUACUCAGUCACGGGAAUCAUGCCUCCAAUGUCGCGGUUUGAGAAGCUGUCAUCGGGUUUGCAGCAGGAAUCUCAGAGAGCACCCGGCGCCUGGAUUGGUCUGCCGAGGUUGCUUGGCUACUUUGAGGACUUGGAGCACUCACGGCUUGGACUCGUCUACCACUUCCCCCCGGGCUUCAACGCCGUCUCAUUUGAAAACUUUACACAGACACCCCUUUACAACAUCUGCACGCUGGGCGAUCUUCUUUCACGCCCUGGAUUUGAGCCCACAUUGGAGGCCAAGUUCCGCCUCGCUCACAACCUAGCCAACACCGUGUUCGAUUUACACGCCCGCGGCAUCACUCACGGCAGCCUUAUUGACAAGAAUGUCUCCUUUUGCAACACGGCAACGCCCGACUUGACGACAGGCGUUGGCGAGGUAGAUGUACGCCGUCCCAUGAUCUCGUCUUUUGAUCUAUUCCCCGAUGCGCCCCCGGACCAAGAACCAUCAUCGCCAUCUGCUCCUCUUUUCCGUCAUCCCCUCGACCCCAGGACUACUCCCGCAUCCCCAAUCAAUGACAAGACCGACUCCCGCAUUCUCGACCUGUACUCUCUCGCCAUGAUCUUGUUGUCGGUCGGUUUGUGGACAAAGCUCGAGAAUCUUGUACCCGACCCGUCUCAACCCAUUCCAGAGAGAGUCUUGGAGCAGCUUGCCAUUCGCUGUGGAACUCAGUACAUGAAGGCCGUCCAGACGUGCUGGGGUGCAGUUGACCAGGAACUCCAAGGAAAGGUCACUGGCGAGGAACUACUCUCCAUCGUGCAGUUCAAGGCGAGCCGCUACCUCGAGGCAUGCUGCAUCCUCGAUAGCGUCAGCGCUCUCGACGACCGUCUCAGCUUAGAUCUUGGCGAAAAGAUUGUGUCUCCCAUCUCCGACUCCCCGAGACAAAGCAUCUCCGGCCCAUCCAAGGACACCAAGACCGUUCCCCCACCAGCUGAGAUGCGCCGCCCAUCUGACGUCAAGGCCCCGAUUCCCGACCCGAGCCCCGCGCGCUCGUACCCAUCAGCCGAGGAAGAGAAGCGCAAGCUCGCAAAGAGAGACGCUGAGGAGGCGGCCGCGACACCGGCGCCCGCAGAGCUGCCGGCCGACUCCAAGCCUGCCAAGGCGCCCAAGACCCGACUGUACCCCCAGAUUCCCUUGCCAGCUGACGCCAUCGAGAAGUGGAACACUAUUGUGAUGCCCCAGGUCAACCAGGCGCUGCGCCACUUCUACCGCAAGCAUAGUGAGGAGUCGGUCGAAAUCUCACUCGAGUCCAUCGGAUGCUCGCCUAAGGAGACGCAACCGACAGUUCUGGUUGUGUGCACUUCGGUGAGCAAGGUUAAGUCUAUUCUCACCCGCAAACUCGGCCAGCUCUUUGACGGAAAGUCCGGAUUCGGCUUGAAGGUGUCUAAAGGACAGGUCCUGAGGUCGCGGAAGGAGUCGGAUGAAGUGAAGCGAAGUGCCACCAACGACGACGACGAGGAUGACGAGGUGAAAGCUGCCAACCCCGACUUUCAGGACCGUCCCACCAACGGCGCCAGCAUCGGUGCUUGGGUCGGCGAUCGCCACCUCCCACCCGUCAGCUUGGGCGGUCUCGUAGUUGUGGACGACAAGCCCUACGGAAUGACGGUGCACCACAUGCUGGAUGAUCCGGUGGAAAUCGCAAAGCACGCCAAGGACCAGGACCCGACCCAUCGAAGCAUGGCGCGGCCCUCUGACGAUGUUCGAUUCGACUGGUACGGGGAGUCGUCCGCUGAAAGCAGCAGCGGCGAGGACUUCGCAUGCGAAUUCUCCGAUUCUGAGUCGGAAGCGUAUUCAGAGACGGACGCCACGAGCGAGGCCUCGGACGAGGAAGAAAGCGACGAGGAGGGGGAAUUUGACCAGCCCGGCGACAUCCCAGGCGUUGAGCCGGGCUGCGGCGACGGUUAUGUCAUUACGCAACCAGCUAGAGACGAUGUCGACGACGAUUUCUACGCCUCCGAGGAGACCGCGGACGAGGAUCAUCUCGACAGCUUUACGCUCGGGGAGGUCUACGCGUCCAGCGGCCUCCGACGCAGGGAGCAAAACGGGCUCAUUCACGAGAUCGACUGGGCUCUGUUCGAAUUCAACGGCGACCGACAGCCUGACGAGAACACCAUCCCGAGGAUCAGAACGAAGCCGUCGUCACUCCUGACCGGGAAACGACCAUCCCACGAAGCCCUCGACCUCCACCCUACAACGGUGGCGCCGACGUCGGCACUCCCCGGCAUGGAGGUUCAGUGCAUGGCGCGGACAAGCGGCCUCCAAACAGGCCUUAUCCUGCCCGCCCUGACGAGCGUGAAGAUCUCCGGCCGCAUCACGCCGAGUCACACGUACCAAGUCAGCAGCGCAGCCUCCGCAACACCCGCGGAGCUCUCUGGCGGCAGCAAGAAGCUCGCCAUGGGAGUGCCCGGAGACAGCGGUGCGUGGGUCGUCGAGCGCGCUCAUGGGAGGGUGUGCGGACACGUGCUGGCGUGGAGCGGACGGAAACGUGUCGCGUACAUAUGCCCCAUGGACGUCCUCCUUCUCGACAUUGCCGAGACGCUCGAGGCGCGGACGGUCGGGCUGCCGGGUGGCGAAGCUGUUGUGAAGCUCCGCGACGACGGGGAGGAAGAGGAGGAAGAUUAUGGCGGCGACACGGAGGAACCCUCCUCGUCGCCUUUUUUAGACCCGAGGGAUGAUGAUGACUUGGACGAAGUUGAGGACGAUGACGACGACGCGCCGGUGUUGGUGAAGGCGCCUGGUGACAAGAAGGGCGGGAACAAAAAGCAAAAGGGGCAGCAGCAAGAGAAGGAGAAGGAGCAGCAUGAGGGCGAAAAGUAUGCUUCGGAUGAUAGUCAUGAACUUUCAAGACGGAUGGAGUCUAUGGGCAUCGGACGGAGUCGGAGUCGCGUUGGAAUCGGCAUGUGUAGCUGA
Molecule: messenger RNA, 3711 nt
Organism: Colletotrichum chrysophilum
Lineage: Eukaryota; Fungi; Ascomycota; Sordariomycetes; Glomerellales; Glomerellaceae
Exons: 1
Coding region: 1-3711 (1236 amino acids)
Source: RefSeq, a predicted model, not a curated record